Messenger RNA from Arabis nemorensis, 1020 nucleotides. NCBI's taxonomy places the organism in Eukaryota, Viridiplantae, Streptophyta, Magnoliopsida, Brassicales, Brassicaceae. The record is from the annotation of a GenBank genome assembly.
AUGUUACGAAGAGCUGCGAGUAAUGCAUACUCAUGGUGGUGGGCAAGCCAUGUCCGAACCAAACAAUCCAAAUGGCUCGAAGAAAACCUUCAAGAUAUCGAAGAGAAGGUCGAAAACGCGCUUAAGCUUUUGGAAGAUGAAGGUGAUUCAUUUGCAAAGCGCGCAGAAAUGUAUUACAAAAGAAGACCCGAAUUGAUAAGUUUCGUCGAAGAAUCUUUCAAAGCUUAUCGCGCUUUAGCAGAACGGUAUGAUCAUAUCUCUAAAGAGCUUCAAAACGCUAACACAACAAUUGCAUCUGUUUUUCCUGACCAAGUCCCUGAGUUUGCAAUGAACGAAGACGAUGAUACCGGUCCUAUCUCUCCAAGAAACCAUAAAAAUCACAAUAAAAACAUUCCAAAAGUUCCUGAUUUGCCUAUUGAAGCUGCAAAGAUGUUCAAGUCGAGGAAAUCUUUUAAAGAACAUCAUGCCUCUUCCUCUCUUGCUGUUAACAAGUCCGGAUUGAGUAAAACCGAGGCGGUAGAAGAGAUUGAUAAGUUGCAGAAAGAGAUUCUUGUUUUACAAACUGAGAAAGAGUUUGUGAAAAGUUCUUAUGAGAAUGGACUUGCAAAGUAUUGGGAGAUUGAGAAUAUCAUUAUGGAGAAACAAGGAAGGGUUUGUAGUUUACAAGAUGAGUUUCAAGAAAGUGUUGUUGUUAUAGAAGAUAAAGAAGCUCAGAUUUUGAUGUCAACGACAGCUCUCAAAUCAUGUCAAGAGAAACUAGAAGAGCUAAGAGAUAAACAAGAAAAGAAUGUAAGAGAAGUUGAGAUUACAAGAAAACAGAUCAAAGAAUCAACAGAGGAAUUUGGUACUCUUUCUGAUGCAUGUCUUAGUGAUGAAAUAGACAAUAGAAAUGUAAAAAUGGAACCAUUAGAGGAGAAGCUAAAAACCAGGCAGUUUCGACAAGUGACUCCGUUUGGUCUGGAACCUCUCAGGCUCUCACAUUCAGGAUCUACAAACUUCUCUCCAUUAUCAUUUUCUUAA